CUGGUCUGGGGGUGGCUUCUAGUCGGGCGCUGGCGCCCGAGGCAGGGCUGGGCAGUGGGCAUUUGCGGUGUCAGCCCUCAUUCUCUGCAGCCUCGGCGUCUCUGAUUUGCCCUGUGUCUGGCUCGGACUGCAAGGUUUCCGCCUGGAUCGCGGCCCCCAGCCUCGCUCAGGCCGCCCUCUGCGCGCGGGUGGAAAAACCCGGGUUCGCGACUGUGUGGCCUUGAGCCACUGUGUGCGGGUUCUAGGCCUCAGGAAACGGAAUGGACGUGACCCGGCGCCUGGCAACUUGGAUUAAUUAGAAGAAAGUUCGUGGCACCAGCAAAUGGAAAUCUAGGACGAAGUAAAUCCAAGCAGUUGUUUGAUUACUUAAUUGUCAUUGAUUUUGAGUCAACGUGUUGGAAUGAUGGGAAACACCACCAGAGCCAAGAAAUAAGUUAAGUCUGGACUGCCAGGGGCCAAAGCUAGCCCUAGAGGAGUCACUUUAAUAGAUACAAUAGUUAACAGUUAAAGAAAAUAAGAUAGUCCAUGAAUUGGUAGUUUACUAUAAAACCUGACUAAACCAAAAAAAAAAAACAAAAAACAAACCAAAAACCUAACAUCUGGAAGUAUCAUCAUAUAAAAUAAUUACUUUAGAAUUCCAUACAAAAUCUCAAUUGCAUAGGAACUGAAAAAAUACCUUUGCAAAAAGCAGUACAUUUUAACUUCUAUAUGGUCUUCAUAUUUAAUUGUGGGAAUAUAUUCAAGAGUUUUAAAUAGAUAUAUUCAUAACUUUAAUAUUCUGACUUAUUCUUUGGCACAAUUUUAUAACAAAUCACACGGCUUUGGUCUUUUUAACAUGCUGAAAUAAUGGUAAAAUAUGUUUAAUUUAGAGUGAUUACAGCAUUAAUUUAAUAAUUAUAUAUUUAAAUGUCAAUUGAUUAAGUACAUAAAUGUCAAUUGCUGAUUCUUUCAUAUAGUUGAAUUUCCAGCAAUAUUGCUGAACACAUCAACUGGAGAGAUUGAAUCUGAGUUCCAUGCUUAUGUUCAGCCUCAAGAACAUCCAGUUCUUUCUGAAUUUUGCAUGGAACUGACAGGCAUAAAACAGGCUCAAGUUGAUGAAGGAGUCCCUCUGAGAAUUUGCUUAUCUCAGUUCCGUAAAUGGAUUCAGAAGAUUCAGCAACAGAAGAAAAUUAUUUUUGCUACUGGGAUUUCAGAUCUGUCUAAUUCUGAAGUAAAAUUAUGUGCAUUUGUUACUUGGUCAGACUGGGACUUGGGGGUUUGCCUGGAGUAUGAGUGUAAAAGAAAACAGCUGUUAAAACCUGUGUUCUUGAAUUCUUGGAUUGAUCUCAGAGUAACUUACAAGAUUUUCUAUAGAAGAAAACCAAAAGGACUAAGUGGUGCCCUGCAGGAAGUAGGAAUAGAAUUCUUAGGACGAGAACAUUCUGGAUUGGAUGAUUCUCGGAACACUGCCAUGCUUGCUUGGAAAAUGAUCAGGGAUGGUUGCUUAAUGAAAAUUACAAGGUCCUUAAACAAGGUUCCCACUAAGAAGAAUUCCAGAAUUUUGGCCAGAAAUUUGAAUACGAAUCAAGUUGAAGAAACAUCAGCCUGCAACAGUAACAUUCAGGGUCUGAGCAUAUAUGAUAGGGAGCCUAAAAAUGCAGUAAGUUCUCAUGGAAAAGUUCAAAUGAGGCCAGUUGGUAUGAAUUCUCCUGUAAAGGUACAGCAAGAUCAGUUCCAACUAAAGAACAACGUAAACACAGGUCUUCACAAUGGCAAGAGCAACUUAUCUCUUUUUAAUACAAAGUCCUCUAAUUCUCUAAAGCAGUUGCCAUCUUCCAGCUUGAAUAUACCUAUGCAGAAGCACAUAAGAAACAAACACCUUGCAUUUAAUACCAAAUCUAAGACUUCAGCGAUUGGUUCAGAAUUGGUACUUGUUUCAACUACCAUUUCAUCUGUUAAUCAUGUUUCUGAUACGGAAAUGAGUUCUGCUCUUGAUUGUUUACCUAUGUUGGCCGAUUGGGAGGAUAUAGCUUUACUGCCAGCAUCUCAGCCUGAGCAAAAUAUGGAUUGUAUACCUCCCAUUGGUGACUCAAACUUAGACACUUCAUUUAAUUCUAUAGAAAGAUUAAUGGUUUUAAAAGAAGGCACAGAAGAAGGUCCUCAAAAAUCUGGGACCUCUAAGUCUGUUGUAUAUAAGAGUCCACAUACUACUAUUUAUCAUGUGAAAGAAGCUAAAGAUCCAGGUUCAGAUGUUUCUGACUUUAAAUUACCUGAACACAAAUCAAGUAGCUUCUACAGUGUUAAUGCCAGUGUGUCUCAUCCUUUAGUUUUGGAGAAAUACCCCCUUCUUUUACGUGGUACUAAGAGGAAUGUAUCCAGUCCCCUGGCUUUCCCACCAGCAAAAAAACAGACCCUCACUGUUCAUGAAGAAAAACCUACAUCAUCUGAUGGCUCCCCAGUGAGAAGUUGUUCCUGGAAGGUCCUCCCUUCUAUCUUAGCUUCUACAGUUAAUCUACAAGAGCCUUGGAAGAGUGGGAAAAUGACACCUCCUUUAUGCAAGUGUGGCCGAAGAUCUAAGAGACUUGUUGUUACUAAUAAUGGACCAAACCAUGGAAAAGUCUUCUAUUGUUGCCCAGUUGGGAAAUACCAAGAAAACAGAAAAUGUUGUGGUUAUUUCAAAUGGGAACAAGCACUUCAAAAGGAGAGAGCCAACAGCAGAGUUCUGUCUCAUUCCCCAGGGGGACUCACUCUUAGUUCUCCAGAAAUAAGCCGUAGUUGUGACAGAAAUGUAAAUUUUUGUACUAAAAAUUCAUUGAGACUCAGACCUUCAAUGAGGAGUUGAUAAACUUUCUCUACAUCCAAACUAUUCUUUUACUUUGAUGUGACCUUUUGUGUAAUAAAAAGAAAACAAGUGUGUAGUGCUACAAGUUAUGGAAACUUAGCAUAUCUGAGGUCUGUAGAUUGUACUGGGGCUAUUAAACACACACAAACUGUAAAUUGAGAAAAAAAUUUCACAGGCUUCUAAUUUCAUUUGUCAGUUAUCUAACAUUUGUUUUCUGUUUAUGUAUGGAUCCUGAUUGUUCUUGAGUUUCCAAAUAUUGUGAGUAUCUGAUAAUAGCUGUACACUGUUUUAUUUUUUUUAUUUUUUUUUUAAGAUUUAUUUAUUUAUUUAUGAUAGACAUAGAAAGAGAGAGAGAGGCAGAGACACAGGAGGAGGGAGAAGCAGGCUCCAUGCCAGGAGCCCAACACGGGACUCGAUCCCGGGCUCCAGGAUUGUGCCCUGGGCCAAAGGCAGGCGCUAAACCAUUGAGCCACCCAGGGAUCCUCCGCUGUUUUAUUAUUAUGUCAUAUAUUAACACUUGCCAAAUUUAUCAUACUGUUUUGAAGAACCACAAUUUAUUUUUUUAAAGAUUUUAUUUAUUUGAGAGAGAGAGAGCAUGAACAGGGGGGAGGAGACAGAGGGAGAAGGAGAAGCAGACUCCCCACUGAGCAGGGAGUCUGACUUGAGAACUUGAUCCCAGGACCCUGAGACCAUGACUCCAGCUGAAGGUAGACACUUAACCAACUGAGCCACCCAGCCGCCCCAAAGAACCACAAAUUAAAUAUCUUGUACACUGCACUUAUUAGAUUGGAUAUAAGCAAUGGUAGUAUAUGAUGUCCUUCUUUUAUACUUAGACCUUGGAAUAAAUUUGAAAUAUUUUAAGAUAUUUCAAUAAAAAUAUGACUAAUAAAAAUCGCUAGCCUAUUUUCAGGUAGAUACUUAUACUUUAAGAAUUAUGAUAAUCUUCUAACCAAUAUUUUUGUUUUCCUAAUAAUAAGUUGUUUAGUUAUAUUUCAAAACUUGAAGAUUUGUUCUGAUUUGUAUAUUAACAUCAGAAAUAUUAUUUAACUAGAAUUUGAAAACCAACAGGUCGGCAGUUUGGUUCAGAUACUAUAUGUCUAAAAAUUUCUCAGCAAUUGAUGGUAUUCUUUUCAUAUCAAAAUCAUGAGAACAUUGACACUAAUACAGAGGAAUUUACUGAAUAUUUUAUUUCAAAAUUUACCCUCUGAUGUUAUAACCAUAAGAUAUUUUAUUUUUUUUAAAGAUUUAACUUUUUAACUAAUCUCUACACUGAAUGUGGGGCUUAAGCUUACAACCCUGAGAUCGAUUCACAUGCUCUACUGACUGAGCCAGUCAGGUGCCCCAAUCAUAAGAUAUUUUAUUUUUUUAUGAGAUAUUUUAAAUCAACAAUUUAUAAGUAUAUUAUCACAUUUUAAU
This is a messenger RNA of Nyctereutes procyonoides (raccoon dog), 4237 nucleotides long. RefSeq names its product ERI1 exoribonuclease family member 2 (gene ERI2). The record is from RefSeq and is a predicted model, not a curated record. NCBI's taxonomy places the organism in Eukaryota, Metazoa, Chordata, Mammalia, Carnivora, Canidae. Gene Ontology annotation, molecular function: zinc ion binding; 3'-5'-RNA exonuclease activity; nucleic acid binding. The transcript has 8 exons. The coding region runs from base 1061 to 2821 and encodes 586 amino acids. Gene Ontology annotation, biological process: exonucleolytic trimming to generate mature 3'-end of 5.8S rRNA from tricistronic rRNA transcript (SSU-rRNA, 5.8S rRNA, LSU-rRNA).